AUGGUUGGGCUAACUGGUACCCUAAUCAAGGAAACGCCAAUUUUGAGCCAAGUUCAAGAUGCGUCUCGGUUUUUCCGUUACCACAGCUCCAUAUUGGAGAGUAGUCCUUUGGAAGUAUACAAAUCUGUUCUUCUUUUCACUCCCAAGUCUAGCCGAAUCAGAAGUUGUUUUCAAGAAGAGGUCCCAGACUGGGUGGAGAUGAAACCAGCCAUUGAAGAUUGGACUUCGUGUGUUCAAACACUCGAGGCGCAUGAGAUUGCCGGUUUCCAGCAUUUGGAAUGGGCACCCGAUGGAACACGACUCACGUCAUUUUCGAGAGAUGGCGCUAUCAAGAUUUGGGACCUGGCCGGCAAUCGCUGCGUAUCGUCCUUUCAGACGCAUGGACUAGUUGGCACAUCUGCGACCUGGUCCUCUGAUGGAGCAUAUAUUGCUUCAGCCUCAUCGGACCUCAAGAUUAAGAUCUGGGACCCAGAGACAGGGCAAUGUCUAUCGACUCUACUGGGACAUGAGUUUCCUAUCAAUGCUGUGUUUUGGUCGGAAGAUGCAGCACGACUUGUCUCAUUAUCUUGGUCUCAGAAGCAGGAGAACCCUUCACCUUUUACCAUUAAAGUUUGGGAUCGAAUGACUAGUCAAUGCGUCCUGACAAUUAACGGGGAUAACAACCCAAUUAGCUCUGCUUUCCCGUCAUACGAUAGGAAACGUAUCGUAUCUGUCGCACACGAUGGCAUCAUCAAAACUUGGGAAAUAUUCACUCACCAGAGGAUGUCAUCUCGAAAGGUCUAUCCUCAACCCCAACAUCUCAGCUUUUGGUCCCAUGAUGGAAUGAGCUUCAUUCAUUCAGAUUGGCUAUCAAAUACGAUCAAUAUCAUAGACACGUCCACUUGGAAGCCCAUUAAAAUUCUCAAAAGUGACGAUGACUAUCAGAUUAUGUCUUUUGCUCUUCCGCAUGACGGCAAACAGCUUGCCUUGGGGUCGGCUGAUGGCAUUGUCGAAAUUUGGGAUCUGACCACGGGAAAACGCGUUUCAACGCUCCAUAAUCAUCUCAAGAAUACUGCUCGUAUUGCCUGGCUCAGGGAUGGAAGACUCGUGUCUGGCUCAUAUGAUGCAAUCAUAAAGAUAUGGGAUCCAUCUACGAGCCAAUGCCUCUCAACCUUUCACGGACAAAGAGGUGAUAUUCGUUCUCUCCUCUUGUCACCUGACGAGACUCGACUUAUAUCCACCGCUGCAUUUGAUUCGACCAUUAAGGUAUGGGACUUGAGUUCGUCAAAGGCUAUUGAAGGGCAUAGCCAGGAAGUGACAUGUAUAGUUUGGUCUUACGAUGGAUCGUGCUUUGCUUCAUAUUCCAACAAAGAAGCAAAAGUUUGGGAUCCACUUAGAGGAGAGUGUCUCUCGACUCUUACAAAUCCCAAGGGCGACAUUUUGAAAAUAUGCUGGUCAUCUGGUGGAGAAAUGGCAUUGCUUUCCUCGGUCGGGACUGUCUUUAUUUUUAAUACUUCGACUGGCCAGGUUUCUUGGACUAUAGAGUCCAUUGAACCCAGCGCUGCUUUAGCCUGGUCAUCGGAUGGUUCACAGCUUAUGCUGGCUUCAUACGACAACUUGAUCAACACGUGGGACACAAAAGCCCGUAAGCACUUGUCGACGGUCAAAGCAGACAACAUUGGAAUUUCGGUGACAUGGUCUCGUGAUGCAACAAGGUUUGCCUCCGUGGCAGAGAACUGGAGCAUCAUGAUCCAAAAUCCAUAUACUGGCAAAUGCAUCUCACAGCUAGAAGGAUAUCAUUGCUCAGAAUUCGACCAAAUCCCUGUAUUCUUAAGAAGGCCAGUUUUCAUGUCCUGGUCAUACGAUGGAACGCGCCUUGCCUCUGCAAUGGGUCCGACUGUCAAGAUCUGGGAUCUUACAAUCAGCCAAUGUACCUUGGUACUCGAACUAGAUGAAGUUCCCGACCAGUUUCAGUUUAACUUCCCUCGUGGGCCUUCAUUUGGUGAAACAGAUCCUAGAUAUCUUCAUACUAGCAUUGGCUCCAUUGACAUUGCGCCGCAUGCAGACCCGACAACGGACAUCUCAGCACGCCUCAUUUGUUCGCCACGGCCGAAAGGAUUUGGCGUCAGUCAAUGCGGUUCCUGGAUUACUCAUAAUGGGGUUAAGCUUCUGGCAUUACCAUCUGACUACGGCCCAAGGGUACCCGAAGCUUUCGCGAUAUUAUCGAGCACUGUGGUGUUCGGCUCUGUGACGGGGCGAGUCUUGAUAUUGAAAUUCUCGAAACAAAUGUUUGAUGGACGGUAA
This is a messenger RNA of Penicillium odoratum, 2283 nucleotides long. RefSeq names its product WD40 repeat domain-containing protein. The coding region runs from base 1 to 2283 and encodes 760 amino acids. The record is from RefSeq and is a predicted model, not a curated record. Gene Ontology annotation, molecular function: protein binding. The transcript has a single exon. Lineage: Eukaryota; Fungi; Ascomycota; Eurotiomycetes; Eurotiales; Aspergillaceae.